Molecule: messenger RNA, 2466 nt
Organism: Linum tenue
Lineage: Eukaryota; Viridiplantae; Streptophyta; Magnoliopsida; Malpighiales; Linaceae
Source: the annotation of a GenBank genome assembly
AAAGAGACCGAAGAAAAAUAAAUAAAUCGAGAUGUUAUUUGCUCACGGCUCACGUCACUGCUGAAAGCGGCCGAUUUAGUUGCUCCGAUCAGCGCCUCGCAGGCGAAAAAUGGUGUUCGAGGCGACGGAUGAAGUCCUACAAGUGCUGAAUUCUUCUCUUUCUCAACUGAAAUGGCGCCUUAAACCUCCAGCCAAGCGCCGCCUCGAGAUAGAUGUUCUUGCAUUACUGACAGGAAUGAGGCCAGUGAUAAUGGUCGAUUAUGGCGGGAAGAUGCCCGAAUUGCAGCAACACCUUUGUGCACUCAUCAAACAAUGCCACCAGGAGUCUGCGGUUUUCGAAUGCCUAAGAGUGAUGGUUGUGGAUGAUAUGAUCUAUCUGAUACACACUAAAGGACUUGCGGAGUAUGCCAGGACAAGCUUGAACUCAGAAGCGGAAUUGAUUUUUGUCAACCUGGAGCAGGAUCCACUGGAGAUGGUUUCGCAAAAGCACGACUGCCCCUUGGGAUCUGAAUUCUUGAGACUGCAGAGAAUGUUCUCCCGAUUCUUUCCCCUUGAUGAAGCGAAAGAUGCUGCCUUGUUGCCCGCUGCGAGAGAUACUGUGGCCAAUGUCGAACCUAGCACUUCGUUAUCUGAUGGACAUAUUGAUCUCAGCAGUUGCAUGAAAGAUACUCAGAUCACAGUGCCGACUCUAAAUGGAUGGCUUCUUGGCUACCCUGUAGUGUAUUUGUUCGGCAAGGAGUUCAUAUCAGAAGCAAUAUGUAAUCUGUCAACGAAGAAUCUGCAUCUCUUCAGAAUAUUAGUCCGCAGAGGCAAUGCAGCAUCCAGUAAGGGAUCCCAACCUGAAGAACUAAUGAGGUAAAUAUUAUCCUUCUGACUGUGGAAAGCUAGCUAGUUAGGUUUGUCAGUAAUCUCUGGAUGAAUGAAUUGAUAACGUAGUUGAGUCAGUAUCGAUGCAUUGACAUGAUUCUUGCUUAGCUGAAAUUCUAUUAGUUGUGAUGCCAGUUUCUUUGUGUACUAAGCAUAAAUUGUUGCAACAGUUUCUCAGUGCCAUAUGAGCUGAGCAUGCGGGGAAGGAAGGAGCCAUGGGCCGAGGCAUUUCUGGAGCGGCUGCAGUGCAAGUGGCAGAGCUGCAAGCAGACUUGGGUGUCUUUGGAAAUGGAGGUCGAUGAGUGCUACCCUCAAGCAAUAGUGCUGUAAAACUCCUCGAAUUCGAAACACGAUCUGAUCUCACCUUGCCGUCGGCUAUAGCACAACGAAGUCUCGAGGCAAUGCUCAAAACUUUCAUCAAUCAAACUCAGCGGAUAAUUUAGCAGUUGUGUAAUUCCUUUCCUCCUUGAUUAAGCGAUUGGUGUUGUAUGCUCAUCGUAUCAACUAUUGUCUACUGGGAUAUAAAUUCUCGUAUUAACAUCAAGAAUGGGCUCGGUGGCAGAAGCCCAAAAUGUAGAAAUGGUUUGAUAGGUCCCGUUGGAUAAAUGGGCUUCGUGCAGGAGGCCCAAAAUGAGUUUCUCCCCAGGGCCCGUUUUGAUCUUCUUCUUACGUUUGCCUAUUUAUGUAGUACUCGACGAACUGAGGAGGGAGAUAGAAAAGCUUUGGAGCGUGAGCUUGAUCACAAUUCACAGACCACGAUCGAAGAGAGGAAGAAGAAGCAGGAAGAAACACAGGAGGAAAGCAGGACAAAAUGUCAGGAGGAAUCUCGCAGGACUGGGAACCAAUCGUCAUCCGCAAGAAAGCUCCGACAUCCGCUGCCAAGAAGGACGAGAAGGUCGUGAACGCUGCUCGCCGCGCCGGAGCUGAGAUUGAGACCAUCAAGAAAUCAAAUGCUGGCUCGAACAAGGCAGCCUCUAGCAGUACUACCUUGAACACCAGGAAGCUUGAUGAAGAGACUGAGAUUGUUGCUCAUGAGCGAGUGCCAAGCGAACUGAAGAAGGCCAUCAUGCAAGGUCGAAUGGACAAGAAGCUUACUCAGUCUCAACUUGCUCAGGUCUCUCUCUCUCUCUCACACAUCAAGCUUGCAUAACAGCAGAUAUUUAGUUCUUAAUACCCCUCUAACUCUACUGUUUAUGGACUGGAUGCAGUUAAUCAAUGAGAAGCCUCAGAUAAUUCAGGAGUACGAAUCCGGCAAAGCCAUUCCUAACCAACAGAUCAUUAGCAAGUUGGAGCGAGCUCUCGGAGUGAAGUUACGAGGCAAGAAGUGAAUCGCUCAGCUCACGAGCAUUAUCCGAUAUGGCCCUGGUUCUGAAGUCUUCAAGACUUGCUGAUGUACAUUGAAAACACCUCGUCUUUCCGAAAUUUCUCUACCCUUCGCCGCCGCGGCUUGUGCCUCUUGGGAAACUGUGUUUUUUGGUGGACUGACGAUGCUAUGCAUGGCAGUGUUUCCUCUGUCUGUUUGCCCUCUAGAUCUCCCCCGCACCACCAUGUUUCCAGUUGAAAAUGCAAUCUGCAAGCGUUUGUUACCUAUGGCUGCUU